Aureobasidium musti is the source of this 2088-nucleotide messenger RNA. Lineage: Eukaryota; Fungi; Ascomycota; Dothideomycetes; Dothideales; Saccotheciaceae. The record is from the annotation of a GenBank genome assembly.
ACGAGGCCACGUCCUAAGCCGCUCAUCAUGUUGCGGCCAGCGACUCCGCUGUCUAUUCUGUUUUUUAUCGCCUUCGUCUUGCUGUUGCUAAGCACCCUUUCCACGCCCAUUAUUCAAGCCAUUCCCCUGGCCCAAUUCGAAGGUGUCGACUUUGGAGUCUUUGGUUAUUGCNAAAAUGGAAAAUGCAGUGGCAUGAGAGUUGGAUACGACACAGCCGCCGACAACAAUGAAUUCUCUCUACCAUCCAGUACUCGAGCCUCGCUCUCGUCUAUUCUCAUCGUCCAUCCUGUCGCAGCUUUCUUGACCCUUAUUUGCUUCGGCCUGGCUGUGGCCGCUCACUUCCACUCGCCAGCCCACUCUCCUCGCUAUCUUCUGGCUCUGCUCAUUCUGACAUUCCCCACACUACUUGUCGCUCUAUUGGCUUUCCUGGUCGACAUUCUCUUGUUUGUUCCGCACAUGCAGUGGGGAGGAUGGAUCGUUCUGGCAGCUACCAUCCUCAUUAUUGCUUCUGGUGUCGUCACUUGCGCUAUGAGAAGGACCUUGGUAUCAAGAAAGGCUCGCAAGAAGCGUAUCGCUGAGAAUGCUGAGAUGAACGGCGCCAACUACUACAACAAUCUGCAGAACGAACGCCUAAUGGCUGAUGAGCUACCCAGAGCGGACAGUCCCCCACCUAUGAAUGGCACUUUCGACACCUCCAAAGGACCUCAAUUCGCAUCCUUUGAGACUAAGAGCAACGAGAGGAGAAGUGACGACCGCGCGCCGCUCAAUCCCAAAGCGCCGUCUGUCAUCAGCAACGGCACUGCUCCUAGUGCACGCCCCAUGGAUGACGAUCUUCCUCCCAUGCCUGUUCAACCCGCGGAUCCUUACAAUACUCAGCAGAAUGCCAACGCUCCUAUCAUGUUGAUGCAUCAAACUUCUGAUGGCUCACACGAGCCUCAGAACCCGAACCGCAUGGGACCCCCACCUCCUGGCUAUGGACGAGGCAGAGGCGGCGGCUAUCCUCCCCGUGGAGGUUACGGCNCCCCUAGAGGUGGAUUCGCACCACGAGGUUCUUAUGGCCCUGGUCCAAGAGGUGGCUACGGUCCUGGCAGAGGCGGCCCACAAGGUAUGAGAGGUCCUCCUCCUCCUGGUUGGAACGGUCCACAAGGCAGAGGAAUGGGUUCUGGCCCUGGUCCUGGUCCUGGUCCAAUGAUGGGUCGCGGCCAGCGUGUUCCUCCUCCAGGCUAUAGCAACGACCAACUCCCCCCUCCUGGUGUCGGUCCAUUCCCUCGUAGAAACGGCUCUCCCGAGGAGCCUGUCAACGGCGAGAUCAUCGGCCAAGCUAUCGAGAUGGACGAAAGAACCGGAAGUCCUGCAAUUCAAUCGCCUGCCAGAUAUGGUCAACAUGAUAUGCCUGGUAUGAUUGGUGCAGCUCAGCCCCUGCCACGUCCUCGCAGGGACAUCACACCCGUCAACCAAAGACAGCCAAGUGGAGGUGAACCUGUCACUCCAUCAAGCAUUUAUUCAGAAUCACAUGCUCCCCCACCUACGGCCCAGAUGAAUUCUGUACCUCCUCUUUCGCCCAUUCAAGCAUCUCCAACAUCUCGUCAUAGACGCGCUGGUUCUGAGUCUUACUACGAAGAUGUCGACCCUCGCUUCGCUGCUGCUGAUGAAUCGUCCAUGGUUGGUGCUCCCAUCCCGACGACUUUGACUCCUGGUCCACAAAUCCCCACCGUGCGUCACCCUACACCCGAACGCCUGCACGUUGGUCAGGACCAUGAAGGGCCGUCUCUGGAAAGAGAUAGCUCUUAUGAAAACAUAGAGGGCGCACUGUCUCCUGCCAUGUCUGACACCAGCAACUUCACGUCCGUAAGUCAACGUGGUGUCAACCCCAACUGGCGUCCGCCACCAGGCUACGGCCCUGGAUCCGCGACGGGCCUACCAUCGCAACGCAGAAACGAACAGAAUGACAUGAUUCUUGGGCAGAACCCAGACUUCAUGUUGCCUGGCAUGCGCGGCGGAGCCCGAGGCGGUCGCGGAAGAGGCGGUAUGCCGCGUCCUAACCCCACCGGACUGACUCCUCCUGGACGUUACCCGGGUGCGAUGUAA